Messenger RNA from Sus scrofa (pig), 19227 nucleotides. It is a transcript of the gene MKLN1, whose product is annotated as muskelin 1. The record is from RefSeq and is a predicted model, not a curated record. NCBI's taxonomy places the organism in Eukaryota, Metazoa, Chordata, Mammalia, Artiodactyla, Suidae. Gene Ontology annotation, cellular component: cytoplasm. Gene Ontology annotation, molecular function: protein binding.
GCUGACAAGAUGGCGGCUGGCGGGGCUGUUGCUGCGGCGCCCGAGUGCCGGCUUCUGCCCUACGCGCUACACAAGUGGAGCUCCUUCUCCUCCACCUACCUUCCCGAGAACAUUUUAGUGGAUAAACCAAAUGAUCAGUCUUCAAGGUGGUCUUCAGAGAGCAACUAUCCUCCCCAGUACUUGAUUCUGAAGCUUGAAAGGCCUGCUAUAGUACAGAAUAUCACAUUUGGAAAAUAUGAGAAAACUCAUGUCUGCAAUUUGAAGAAAUUUAAAGUCUUUGGUGGAAUGAAUGAAGAAAACAUGACAGAGCUAUUGUCCAGUGGCUUAAAGAAUGAUUAUAACAAAGAAACAUUUACCUUGAAGCAUAAAAUUGAUGAACAGAUGUUUCCUUGUCGAUUCAUUAAAAUAGGUAAGGUUUUUAGCAUAUUGGAAUAGAAGUAAAUUCUUUUCUUUUCUUUUUUUUUUUUUUUUUGUCUUUUGCCAUUUGUUGGGCCGCUCCCGCGGCAUAUGGCGGUUCCCAGGCUAGGGGUCUAAUUGGAGCUGUUGACGCCAGCCUACACCAGAACCACAGCAGCGCGGGAUCCGAGCCGCGUCUGUGACCUACACCACAGCUCACGGCAACGCCGGAUCCUUAACCCACUGAGCAAGGGCAGAGAUCGAACCCACAACCUCAUGGUUCCUAGUUGGAUUCGUUAACCACUGCGCCACGAUGGGAACUCCAGAAAUAAAUUCUUUAUGCUCUCAGUCACCAAAUGACAGCCUGUGGGCCAAAUCCUUCAGGUUCCCUGUUUUUUCAAAUAAAAAUUUAUGGGAACAGUGCCAUACUGGUUUUUCACAUAAUGUCUGUGUCUGCUCUUGGACUAUAAUGAGAAAGUUGAGUAACUGCAAGAAACCGCAAAGCCCAAAAUGUUUACAGCUUAGCUGAUCCCUACUUUAUAAAUCUGUAACUAAAUGACAGUUAUUGCAAAUGGAACUUUUUAAAAAUACUUUCUGAUUUCAAAGUUUCUUAGAUUUUGCGAGAUAAAAUGGUUUCCUUGAUUAUUUAAUGGAGGGUAUCAGUUGUUCUAAAGUUGUAUCAUUGUAAUACCAAAUGCUAAUGAGUUCCUUAAGGCAGUAUAUUAUGGUUAUUUUCUAUUCGCUUUUGUAUUUCUUUUUGUGUGUGAAAACAUUGGUCAAACACAAAAGCUAAUAAGUUGCGAAGAAUAUUUGAAAAAUACUACCUGAAGCAUGUGUUUAUUUAGCAAGUAUUUUAGCUUAAAGUAUUUGUAAUGCUCCCUCAUAAGUAGUAUUUUUAGAGUUAUUUUGUUUUCCUUUAAAAUGUGCUAUUUAAAAGUUGGGAAGUUGAGUGCUUAUGUCUUUGAAUUUCCAACUACAUUUCAAACUUUUGAAAAUAUUAUGUUAAAAUUGGGAUUAAAGUAAAUCAGAACCCUUAAAGAAUGAUAAUAAAAGCCAGAAUCCAGUGCUUUUAUUUGGGAGAAAAAUUCCUCUUUUAGAAUGAACAGUUCCAUAGUCAUUGUUUGCCAGUCUGUCAAGAGUCGGACUGUUUAUUUCAUUUAAUCAGUUCCGUUAGACAGAAAGAGUAUCUGAGGUCUUAAUAAAGGCUACUUAUAAAGGGAAAACUACUUUUAGAAUCAUUGGGCUGUUCGGUGUGUUACUUUCUUUUAUAAAUAUAGUUUCUUUUUUUUUUUGCUUUUUAGGGUUGCAUCCAUGGCAUAUGGAGGUCCCCAGGCUAGGGGUCGAAUUGGACUACAGCUGUCGGCCUACACCACAGCUCAUGGCAACUCCAGAUCCCCAACCCACCAAAGUGAGGCCAGGGAUCGAUCCCACAGCCUCAUGGUUCCUUGUCAGAUUCGUAUCCGCUGCGCCACAACAGGAACUCCUAGUUUCUGUUCUUAUAAUAAGUAAUUGUAAGUAAAAACUUGUGGUUAUUUACUUACUUAUGAGAAGAAGCAAAGAAUUUACCUAUGAAAAAAAGCAAAUUUUUAAUUUAAACUCUUGGUGGUUUCUUCUUUCGUGCUAAUGAGUGGUUCUUUCCUCACUAUGCAGACCACCCAUUUCUUACAGACUUGAUAGGUUAAACAGUUUAUAAUCUUAUAUUUCAAAUGUACAGUGAAAAUGUCUUAUGUUUUCAUAUGGUAAAUUUAGAUUUUACAGCUUUAAAGUACUUAUUCAAUACCUAUAAUUGCUUAGUCAUGCAAAAGGAAAUGUUCUCUCUCUCCUUUCUCUUUUUCAGUUCUUUUUUAUUUGCACCUUUUGGGGCACAUUUCCUAUAGUCAUUAGUUUUCUUUGAAGGAAAAUAUCUAUUACUACUGCUUCUAUAAUUCUUAAUCCUCUAGUAUUUUUCAUUAGAAUAAGUAUGAAUAAAAGUCUCUUGAGGGAAGUUGAAUAUUUUCUUCCCUUAAAAAUUUAUAACAAAACAGAGGUCUCUUAUGGAUCAGUUAGACAUUCAGCUGCUUGAAAACAAGAAAUUGGACCCCUUUCCAGCCCUUUCUAUCAGCCUUCUAAUUGUAGGGCAUGAUGACAUUUUUUAUGUGACUCUGGUGGGCUAGUUUUAUGGUAUUCAAGCAAAAUGUUAAUUAGAGCUUUUCAAAUAAUUAAAGAACUUAUUAACUCAUUUGAUAUUUAGAAUUUUAAUAUUAUGUAACUUCAUAUUUCUUACUUUUCUGUUAAAAAAGAUUAAUAAUGGUCUGCAAUGUUUUUGCUUUCUAACGUUUUCCCAACAUUCUCUUGAGAAGUUUUUUUUUUUUUUAAUAAUAUGAGGAAAAUGUGAAACUAAAAGCCUAUAUUAGGUUAGUUUUUUUUAGUUUGUUUUUUUUUUUUUUUUGAUCGUUUCAAAUAAACACUUCAGUGAUGUGUAGCUUUCUUUUGGUGGUGUGAUUCAGCGCAGGUAUUUGUUUACCUGGUUGGGAUAAAUUGUUGGAAUUCUUCUUAAAAGAAAAACUGUAUUUGAAUACUUUAAGUUUCUAUCCUACAAUUACAUGUUUGAAAGCUCUUGCUUUAUUUUUAAAAAUAAGUUUAUUCUUAACACAAUUUCUAAAUAUAGUCAACCUCAGCCUUCAAUCAUUCAUAGUAAUGGAAGGGAACAGAAGCAAGGCUUAAUUCAAUAGCACAUAAUCUCCAUAUCAUGCACUGACAUCUGGACAUGAUAAUUUGCAUUUAUAAUGAAUAUAGCUUUUUCAUUAAAUUUGACUUAGACUGAAUUUAAGUUUGUUUGCAAAUUAACAAGGAAAAUAAGCUCUUAUUUUUGCUGCAUGUCAGGGCUUAGGUUUUAAGAUCUGUUCUGGAUAAUCAGCAUAGCUGAACUGACUUUAGGUAAAUUUUGCUUACCUUUCUUAGUUAUCUUUUGUAUAAAAUGAGUAUGAUAUUACCUUCUCCAUCUAAUAAUAAGUUAAGUAGCUUGAGUUCUUUUGUAGUUUGUAGAUGAAUGGUAGUCUUUUAAAUUUUAAUUUAAGAUCAUAUGUACGAAGGAAAUAAUUUUGUUUUGAAUGUCUCUUUUUUAUAUCCUUAUUCAUAAAGCUUUUUUUCUUUUUUUUUUUUCAUGGUUGCACCUGUGGCAUAUGGAAGUUCCCAGGCUAGGGGUUGAAUCCAAGAUGCAACUGCAACCUACACUGACCACAACACCACAUCUUUUAACCCACUGUGCCAGACCAGGGAUUGAACCUGCACCUCUGCAGUGACCUGAGCCACUGCGGUCAGAUUCUUAACACACUGUGCUAUAGUGGGAACUCCCAUAAAGCUCUUGAUGACAUGCCUUCUUACAUGCAGUAUUUUAAGUCCUAUAGAAAAAAGUACAUGCACAAAUAUAAUUUUAACUGCCAUGUUAUUUCAGCAGUCAUUAUUUAGAGGUUCUUAGAUUUUUACUGUUUUUGAGUUGUAGGUGCUUUCACAUGUGGUAUCUCAUUUGAAUCUUAUACUGGAAGAUAACAGUUUUUCCUUUUUUUGGUUGAGGAAUAAGAGUAGAAGUCAAAUUAUGUUUCCCAGACCACAUAGCUAGUAAGUGAUUGAUCAGAAGCAUAGCAUUUAGUAUGUGUUUGUAUUCCUUAUAAUAAAUAUUGAUUAUGAAGCAUCUGUCUAACACUUUGUGAAAUGGGUAUUAGUAUUACUACACUCGCUUUACAGAUGAGGAAACUGAAGUUUAGAGGUAGAUUAAAUGACUGGGCCAAGACCUUACAGGUAGUAGAAGGUAGAGAUGGGAUACAAACUUAAGUCUGUCGUUUUACAGGUGUUGAGUUCUAUUACUAAUGUGAUAUAUGUAAGUUUUGUUUCCCCAGGUAGAUUGUGAAAUCCUAGGGGAUGGCAGCUGUCUUCCCUUUCCUCAAAUUUCAGAAGCGCCAAGCAAAUUGCUUGCCUCAUAGAGACAUUGUAUAUAUACUUUUUGAGUUUAUGGCACAGUAGUUUACAGAGAUUAAUCAGUGGCUUUAAUCAUCAAGUGAAUUUGAUGGAGGAGAAGUUAUAUCUUUGUUCUCUAACCUUUAACAAAUGUAUUUAGCCUUUCCUUUAAUUAUGAAUAUAGGCAGUAGUAACUCACAGUAUUUGUAAUACCUGUGACUUGUCACAGAUAGAAGUUACAAAUUUUUCCCAUCACAUUAUACUGUUGCAAAUAUUAUCAUGACUUUGAGAUUAGAUAAUUAUUAGACCUGCCACUAGAUCGUGUUAUCAAAUGUGGUAAUAAAAAGCACACAUUUCUAUGUCGUAAUUUUAUUAUUUUAUUGCUGUAUUUCAAUAUAAUCCGCUUACUCUGUAAUCCUCUGUAUUUUCCUUUUUGCAUUUAAAUCUGAGGAAUGUUGGUCACAGGAUUCACUGAACAGCCAAAAGGGGUUCACCACACAAAAAAAGCCAAAGAUCCCAUGCUGCAGUGAAGUCUUUGAUAGGACUUAGUGUGGAAGUUGAGAGUUGGCCUUAGGAAGAAGCUUGGUUUCAGUUCCACUCUUAUCGUGGGGACCCAGCUUUAACUUUAGCAUCUGGUAUGUUGAACUUAGCGGCAUUGAUGAUCCUGAUGUAGUACAACCCUGUCUCAACUGGUACAGCAAGUACCGCGAACAGGAAGCCAUUCGCCUUUGCCUAAAACACUUUAGACAACAUAACUAUACAGAGGCCUUUGAAUCACUGCAAAAGAAAACCAAGAUUGCACUGGAACAUCCCAUGUUAACAGAUCUGCAUGAUAAAUUGGUAUUGAAGGGUGAUUUUGAUGCUUGUGAAGAAUUGAUUGAAAAAGCUGUAAAUGAUGGCUUGUUCAAUCAGUAUAUCAGCCAACAGGAAUAUAAGCCACGGUGGAGUCAAAUCAUUCCCAAAAGCACCAAAGGUGAUGGAGAAGAUAACCGACCAGGAAUGAGAGGAGGCCAUCAGAUGGUUAUUGAUGUUCAAACAGAGACCGUUUAUUUGUUUGGUGGCUGGGAUGGAACACAAGAUCUUGCUGACUUCUGGGCAUACAGUGUGAAGGAGAACCAGUGGACAUGUAUCUCUAGAGACACUGAGAAAGAGAAUGGUCCUAGUGCUAGAUCAUGUCAUAAAAUGUGCAUUGACAUUCAGCGAAGGCAAAUCUACACAUUGGGGCGUUAUUUGGAUUCCUCUGUGAGGAACAGCAAAUCUCUGAAAAGUGAUUUCUAUCGUUAUGACAUUGACACAAACACAUGGAUGUUACUCAGUGAGGAUACUGCUGCUGACGGAGGACCGAAAUUGGUGUUUGAUCAUCAGAUGUGUAUGGACUCAGAAAAACAUAUGAUCUACACCUUUGGUGGUAGAAUUUUGACAUGUAAUGGCAGCGUAGACGACAGCAGAGCCAGUGAACCACAGUUCAGUGGGUUGUUUGCUUUCAACUGUCAGUGUCAAACCUGGAAACUUCUUCGAGAGGACUCCUGUAAUGCUGGGCCUGAGGACAUCCAGUCUCGGAUAGGACACUGCAUGCUGUUCCACUCAAAAAAUCGUUGCUUAUAUGUAUUUGGUGGCCAGAGAUCGAAGACCUAUUUGAAUGAUUUCUUUAGUUAUGAUGUGGACUCUGAUCAUGUAGACAUAAUAUCAGAUGGUACCAAGAAAGACUCUGGAAUGGUUCCAAUGACAGGAUUCACACAGAGAGCAACCAUUGAUCCAGAACUGAAUGAAAUACAUGUCUUAUCUGGACUCAGCAAAGACAAGGAAAAGAGGGAAGAGAAUGUCAGAAAUUCAUUCUGGAUUUAUGACAUUGUAAGGAAUAGUUGGUCUUGUGUCUAUAAGAAUGAUCAGGCUGCAAAGGAUAAUCCAAGUAAAAGUCUUCAGGAGGAAGAACCAUGUCCACGAUUUGCCCAUCAGCUUGUAUAUGAUGAAUUACACAAGGUUCAUUAUUUAUUUGGUGGGAAUCCAGGAAAAUCUUGCUCCCCAAAGAUGAGAUUAGAUGACUUCUGGUCACUGAAAUUGUGUAGGCCUUCAAAAGAUUACUUACUGAGACAUUGCAAGUACCUCAUAAGGAAACACAGGUUUGAAGAAAAGGCCCAAAUGGAUCCCCUUAGUGCUCUGAAAUAUUUACAAAAUGAUCUUUAUAUAACUGUGGAUCAUUCAGACCCAGAAGAGACGAAAGAGUUUCAGCUCCUAGCUUCAGCUCUAUUUAAAUCUGGUUCAGAUUUCACAGCUCUAGGCUUUUCGGAUGUGGAUCACACCUAUGCUCAAAGAACUCAGCUCUUUGACACCUUAGUAAAUUUCUUUCCUGACAGCAUGACUCCUCCUAAAGGCAACCUGGUGGACCUCAUCACACUGUGACUGAAGAAUCCCUGGAUAGAAAUGGAGCACAGGAGUCUGCUUUCAGUGUUUUGGAUUUCAACUCUGUUGGCUGACAGUUAGGCUGCAGUGACCGAGGACUGCACCAGAAUUUUGAAGGGAUCUUUGCUGUCACAAGUUUUAACCCUGUUCUGUCAUACCUAACCUCAACCCUAUAGUCCUCAUCCCAUUCCUAAAUUAGACUAAUAAAGUGAAAUUGAUAUACUUUCCAUUUAAAUACAUAUAUUUUUUCUUACUUUUAAGAAUUCAUGAAUAUAAAAGAAAAAAUAAUCAGGCAGUAUAUACCCUUUUCUGAUUUUUAUUUCAUUUUUAUAUAAUUGGGACAAGUAAGCACUGUUCACAGACUCAGUGCUACAAGAAUUGGGAUUUUGUUGUUGGGUUUUUCGGCCUUUUUUCUUUCUCCUUCCCUCCCAUUUCACUUUACCUCGCAUCACAGAACUGCUUGUAAGUGAUAUGUAACAUUUGUUUACCUCUUUACUUCAUUCUUAACAGUAUAUAGUUCUGUGGGGCAGUUGAUGUAUGUUUAAGUGAUAUAUGUGUCUUUGUUGACUAGAGUCUUGUAUUACAUUAAACAAUAGGAGGAACAGAGGGCUCAAAUUUAUGCUCCUUGUCCUAGAACUAAAAAGUGAAACCUGAGGUUGAUCCAGGCACUUAUCUGAGAUUGGUAUAUAGUAUUUCUAUGAUGAUAUAUUUUAUAGUGGAUAUUACAAAGCUUUGAGUCACAGAAACCUUAAACAGGCGAGAAUAUAGUUCAGAACCCUUAAGAGCCAUUCUCAAAAUUACCAGCAGGAGAAUUCUAGUAGUGAUUAAUAUGUUCAUUGAUACCUUUGUAACAAUUUUGGGUGAAAAUGACUUUUUCCCCCAGUAGCGCCAUGCAGGACCAGGCCUUUGAUUUCUUCCCUGUGCUAUCUCUUUGUAGCAUUUUCAUUUGGGAGGGUGAGUUUCCAGAGCUACGCUUUUGUUUAUUGCCAUACACAUUAGCUUCCCUAUGUCUACUUCUAAACACUGAUAUUUUAAAGAAUAAUGGUUCAUAGUUGUCCAGGGGAAUGCAACUGACUUGCAUUUCAUUAAGCACACAGCCCAGGCUUCUUUUAAUGGAGAAAAAGAAAAAUAGUGGUGCAAAUAUUUUUUUAUCAAACUGAGGCAGAUGGGCUUUUCCACUCUUCCUUUUGCUUAUUUGUUUUGGUUUUAGUUUGGUUUUUUGAUGAGGAGUGGAGGUACAUAUCAUUCCGUGAUAUGCUGUGGAAUGCAAUAUAGGAAACUUCUACCUGGCCAGUGCUUAUUUGCUCAGAAAGUGUGCUGCCUACAACUGAUACCCACCCUGCUUAAAGCAAGCUAAGUAUAAUUAAGUGGCCAUCAGUCAGUGGCUCUUCCUAGUGAAUGACUUUAGAGAAUUUAGUAUGUAUCUGUGUAGCAAGAUUAGGCCUCACCAAAGAGAGAAGAAAUUGAUUUGCACUUUUGAGAAGUCUCAUGUAUAAGAAUUGGGACUUUUUGUUUUUUGAAGGAAAGAGACUUUGAGGUCCCUCUUCAGUCUGUUGAUAUUACGUGGUUUCAUGAAAGUCUUUGGGAGUAGACAAAAAUAUACCUGUCUUAGUUCCAGGCUUGAAUCUUGGGCUCCUUGGCUUUCCAAGCAUAUCCCAAAGCAAUCAGUAGUGAUUUAUUAAACAAUUAGAUUUGUUCCUUACUUAUGAAAGAUAUAAUACAUAAUUCAGUAAAUACUAAGUUGUGUAGCUGCAGAAUAACCAACUGACUUUACAGGUGAGCAGAUAGAAUCUACUUACAUACUUACACAGCUUCAUAAAGGAUUUCCCUGAAUGACAUAAAACAUUAAUAUUGCUAAUAUUGUAGCCUGUUGAACUUGCUAAGAAUUUCUGAAUUUAAAAAGCUCUAGUUUUGCUUACUAUGAGUUCUGGCACUUUAAAAACAGUAACCAAAUGAAAUUCUGCUGCCCUCCACCAUUUAUUUUUAUGGUCAUUUUUUCCAUUAGUUCCUUAGACUCUAUAUUUACAGGGAACUCAGUUCUUGAACUCAGUGAUUUUGCUUUUAUUUUUCCCCAACUCUACUAGCUGGUUUUUGUUGUUGUUGUUGUUUCUUUUGUUUUUUGUUUUUUUUGUUUUUGUUUUUGUUUUUUUUGUCUUUUUGCUAUUUCUUGGGCUGCUCCUGCGGCAUAUGGAGGUUCCCAGGCUAGGGAUCCAAUCGGAGCUGUCGCCACUGGCCUGCACCAGUGCCACAGCAACACGGGAUCCGAGCUGCGUCUGCAACCUGCACCACAGCUCACGGCAAUGCCGGAUCAUUAACCCACUGAGCAAGGUCAGGGACCGAACCCGCAACCUCAUGGUUCCUAGUCGGAUUCGUUAACCACUGCGCCACGACGGGAACUCCUAGCUGUGUUUUUAAACAGGCUUGUUUUUAGUUUCAUCUUUCUCACUUAAAAGCUUUUCCCUUUUCUUCAGUUAUAGAAUUUUUUUUCACUAACAUGUUUAAAUGGAGUUGAGUCAUAGCAAACCAUUUAGUGUUGCUUAAGUGACAUAGACUGUACUUAGCAGGCUAUUGUCUAGAUAAGUCAGAAUGUGUACUGUGGAGCUUGAAUGGGGCGCUGCUGGUAAUGAUUGCGGGAGAAUGUAGGGCUUCAUUAUAUCCAUGACCAGGAUUGACACAUUGCUCACCUUUCACAUCAGAGCCCUGAUCUGAAACCUGUUUAUAUAGUGUGGAGCUACCUGUGUUUCCAAGUAUUCCAGCAGUAUAAAUUAAAUAAUCUAAUUUGGUAUUUAGAUACAUUGUUGAGGUAGCCAAAUAUCUAUGCUUUCCUGCUUAAUUCUUCGAUGCUAGCUUAGUUAGUCCCAGAUUCAAACACCUUGUUUUAGAUGAACUAGUGGUGGUACAAUUUGCUCAAUUUCAUUAUCCCUAGCUUCAAGUCCAUGCCCAUUUCUCUUUUUCCUAGUGGAAUUUUUUUUUUUUUUUUUUUUUUUUUUUUGGCCAUAGCAUGUGGCCAGGUCAGGGGUUGAACCUGUACCACAGCAGGGACCCAAGCUGCUGCAAUGACAACACCGGGUCCUUAACCUGAGCCACAGGGGAACUCCUCCAAUGGAAUAUAUUACUCCAAAAAAAGUAAACUAGAAAUAAGCUAGAGCUCUCAUAUUAUUUUCAGUGCUUGUACUUCAUGAGAAAUUAUCUGAUUUGCAAGAUACUUCUAAAGUGCAUUUGCAUUUUGUAGAAUAACAGAGACCUCCUGUGGCCAGCUUGAUUAAUUCAAAUACAUCCGUUUCUUAUGAAGCAAAGAAAUUCAGACUUGGGUGCCUAACUCCGUGCUAAAGCUGACAGUAUUAACUUUUAACAAGGUCUUUUUUGACCUGGUUUUCAUUAGAACUGACUUGCCCAUGUCUGAUAAGUCAAAACUAAUAGAAAACAUUAGAAAGUUGAUUUAUCAUGGGAAGUCUGGUUGGGUUUAGAGCUCAGUAAUUUAAGAUUGUAAAACUGCGUUCUUCAGUGAAAUACGUCUGCUGAAUAUAAAUAGUUUGCCAGCUUAUCUGUCUUGUGGAUCUCUUCUCAUCUGCCUUAAAAGUUCUAUUUAUAGAUACAUUAAUAGUUUCAUGUUUUAAAAUCUAAUUUACAAAUAAAAACUAGUUUGAGGCACUUCAUCAUUUGGUGAGAGAUUGAGAAUGAUGGCUGAUGAAUCAAAAAGCACUUGGAAAGGAAUAUGUAUCUGAUUUUUUCUGAAUUAUUUUCAGUGUCAUGGUUAAUUACGUGACGAAGUCACCCUAUAAUUAUUCUUAACACCAUGUGAAAUUCAUUGGGUAAUUGUGGGUCAUUUGAUUAUUUCCUGGGUGAAUGUUGUAUUAACUCUAGCUGGUUGAAUGCUGCAGGGCAGUUGAGAAUUAAAUUUGGAAUUGAUUUCUGUGGUAGAGGAUCAUUACGUUGGUUGCGUACUCGAAACAAGAUCAUCUAGCUAUUAAAAAUAAAUCAUUUGUUAACUCUUCUUAAAAAAUACGUGUUCAUAUGCAGUUUCUUCCUUUUGCAGACAUUCUGGCCUGCACGUUCCCUAAGUGUUCAGUUUUUAAGAUAGUCCUUGAUCUGAAAAGUGCAGGCUCCCUCAGAAAAAGUUUGUAGUUAUUAGAGGAGCAAUCAUAGAGGGUCUGCGUGUGACAACAGUUGUAGAUUACGUCUUUGGGUUCUUUCACUCACAAUUUUUAUAGUCACAUAACCUUAUUCUUGGGUGAUUUUUGACUGUGGCCUGCCUCUCACUAUUAUUUGUAUGAAUGCUGAAAUGAUGUGGAAGUUUUAAAGUUUGUUGAAAUGAUUCAUUAGGAGCUAACUAGAUCAGAACAUUUGUUUUAGCGAGGAAGAGUCAUGAUUGCAGUUUAUUGAUUUCUUCACCAAAUGCUUUCUCAUUUUUUUCCAAAAAAUAAAACUAUCUUAAGAGAUUUUAUUCAUACAUAAUCUUUAAACCUUGAUUUCUUCCUACCCACCAAAUACUUUCAAUUGUUUUCAUUAUUUUUCUUAGCUCAUCUGGCUUUAUUCUUUGCUUUUUUAGCACUAAACUUCCUAGAUUUUCUGUGGCAUUGCUUACAAGUGUUACACUCCUUGCAGAAAACAGGUCAAAAUCUGAGGCAAACAUGCUCUUUUAUCCUUGUUUACAACAACAGAAUAGUGAAAUUAAAAAUCGUACAUUAUUAUAGAAUUUGUAAUGUUCAGGCACUGCUAUAAAAAAUACUUGAACCAUUUUCACUUAGGGAAUAGUAAUACAGCUGUAGAAGCUUUAGGAAAGGAGCCAGUGUUGGCUGCUGUCCCUGGCACUAGGACAUACAGUCAUAAAACUGUUGAUAAGGUGCAAGUUUCAUAGCAGAGCUCAUAGAAUUCAGCACUUCACCAGAAUGUCCAUUUGCCUAUUGUCCUCUCUGUAUUUUUAGCCUUUUCCCCCACUCCGACCUCCCCGAGUAGCAUUGAUUUUCUGCUAAAGUUGGAAUUUGUGUGAAGAAUUCACUUUUAAUUUCUGAGAUAACUGAAUAUCAGGAAUAGCUUUGCUUGCUAUGAAUUUGAUAUUCAUUUUUUCUUAAAUAAAAUUAGUGAUCUUAUAAAUGUCUCUCCCCCUCGAGAAUGUGCGUUUAGCUCGAAUUCUGAAUGACAAAGUCUUAUUCCCAAUCAUAGCCAGUGAUGAAACCCUCUGACAAUAAAUUCUAUAGCCCUUAACCCAAGGAGUUUACAGUAAACUAGGUUUUCUAGUGGUGCAGAAAUAUCUUUGUGGAAAAGCACGUCACUGUCUGUCUUUUUCUGUCAGGUAAAACUCUGCAGUUAUAGAUCUUGAACUGGAUCCCAAUUCAGAACUUAAGAACUUCAACACUAAAGGGUAGCUCUAGUUCAUCUUCUACAACAGUUAUUAUUUGAAAUAAGAUUUCCAAAUCUAUGCUAUCAUGUCCUCAAACACUAUCUUAACUGUAUUGAAAAUAGAACGUCAUAUGGCUGUUAUCUAAGGACUGAGGUCAGCAACAAAAAAAGUGGGUGGUGUUUAGCAGAGAAGUAGGCCACUUCUAUCACUUGUAAUUGUGAACUAAUUUGUCUUUUUAUUUGCUGGACAAACAGUCUCCAUGAACUUGUGCACGAUGUCCUGUUUUGCCUAUCUGUGGCAUUUUUACUUGGAGAUAGUGAACUUCAGGAACAGAACUAGAGAGAAUGAGGGUAUGUUAGAGGAAGAAUAAAAUAGGAGCUUUUUGCUCAUGGAUCUGAAGGUCCACAAAUCUAAAACAAAAGAAAGCUCUUCAUUUAUAACCCUAAAUUUAAUGCAGUGCUGAGAAGAAGAGGAUCAAAAGGGAUCAAAGUUCAGUUAUUCUGAAUAGUCUUUGGAAAGCAGCAUUUCUUGGUUAAUCGCUUUUCUUACCAUCUCCCAAAUACUUGAUAGCGAUCUUAAAACAGAAAACCCAGGGUAAUAGGCUCUAGAUCUUAAACUAGGUGAGCAGUUUCUUUUUUUUCUUUUUUUGUCUUUUGUCUUUUUAGGCCUGCACCUGCAGCAUAUAGAGAUUCCCAGGCUGGAUCAGAGCUGUAGCUGCCAGCCUACACCACAGCAAUGCCAGAUCCUUAACCCACUGAGCGAGUCCAGGGAUCAAACCUGCAACCCCAUGGUUCCUAGUCGGAUUCAUCUCCACUGUGCCACGACGGGAACUCCAGGUGAGCAGAUUUUUACGUACAGCUGAGUUCCUUGAUAAGGAUCCAGAGGGAAAAUCAGCAGUAAAACAUUUUAACAUGCAGUUUUGGGGGCGCCCAGGAGACUCGCUUUUUCAAAAAGUUUAACCUCUUACUGCAACACUGCUCGGUACCAUCUGGGAUGCUAGCAUUCACAGCAGUUAGUUCGGAUAUCUGAGCUGUCUGCCACAUGAAUACCAGCCUGAGGAGAUCAUCAUUCUUCAGUAUCAUUCAGUGCUUAACGAGUGCCAAAUUAACUGGCAGGGAGGAAAAACGCUAAUACACUGAACAGGCUUGUGUGCAUGAUUAAGGAGCUACUCAAGUAACCAAUUUUGAGCUUAAUUUCACUCCUUUGUUAACAAAUCUCAAGAAAGCCUUUGUUACAGUUUCACUAGUAGUCAUUUGGUUGGUGUUCAUUUUCCAGCCCUUUAAAAUAGGAAGAAAAUUGUAAUUUCAUGUUCAACUUCUAACCCAUACAGAAUUGCACUGACAUCAAUUUAGUUUCCAUGUUUUAAAAUAAUUAUACAUAGUCCAAAGGGUCUCUGUUUAUUCUACUUUGCCAGGAAAUACAUGAGUUCUGGGCUUGGCCUUAGAAGUAUGUAAUAAUUUUGGCUUAUUCUGUAGGUUUCCUCCACAUCUAUAAUAUGAUUAAUUAGAGACGGUAUCUAGAAUAAGUUCAACUCCAUUGCAACUGGCAGAGCUUUAUAAAUUCAUUUUGCAACAAAGGAAAAGACCUUAUACCAUCAGGGCCCUGCCAUCAGAUUUUGGCAAGUGACUGUUUUAGCGCGUUGCCCUGUAGUUGCUGUGUUUACCUUAUUAAGAUGAAAGAAGGAAAACUGAGGGCAGAGGUAUGUAGCUUUAUAUUUCCUGAAUUGCCUCUUUUAGAAGUCUUAGAGAACUUGCAUCUUUGUAAAGGCUUGGCUUAAUUUUACACACACAUAUUAACUACACUUGCAAGAGCACUGAAUACAAAGUUAUAAGACAUGUUAAAGUAAUUGUAUACCCAACCCCAAAUUCAGUAGUAGGGUAUUAAAGUCCAAAUGUUUAAAUGUGGGUAGUCUAUGGGGAAGAUACAUGUUUUUGAAAGUCAUAUACAUAUUUCCUCUUUGAGAUAUAUUUUUCUUUCAAAAACAAGAAAAACGACCUAGUGACCAGUUGUAAAUUGUUUUCUCCCUCAAUUGUAAACCACCCUUUAGUGAAAUAAAAGUGGACUCUCUUAGGCGUUACAUUUAGCUUGACCAAGAGAUGCUGUGAUUGUGUCAUUCUUUAAGCCUGAUUGCUUUUUUGACUUAUGUAAAAUGUCUUUUCAAUGGAAUGAAAAUAGCAUAGUAUUAAUUUUCCUUUACAUAUUGUCUUCAGCUCAGUGUAGAAAUUGUAAAGUAAUGAGACAUGUUUCUAUGAGCAGAUUCUUUGAUGGAGAUAGGUUUUUCUUCCCUGUCACCACUUCAAAAUCUGUACAACUGAAUCUGCAGCCUCAGAAGAGUACAGGAAAGCUUAGGGUCUCCUUUUCUUGUGUUGAUCUUGGCUACAAAAAAUUUUCCAUCUUUUCAAUGGAAGUGUGUGUGUUAUAUGCAGCUUGGGAAAGAUGUUAGUUUUUUUGUUUGUUUGUUUGUUUGUUUGUUUGUUUUUUAAGUCAACUAUUAACAAAUUCGAAGUACUUAUUGGCCAGAAAUGAAGAUCUCUUUAGAUAGAGAUAGAGCCUCAAAACCAAAGUUGGACUGGAGAUUAGGUUGAGAGGGAAGAUGAAGCUCCAUCCAUAGCCAAUAGAACCGUGUCUUUCUGGGUCUGCUUUUUAAUGCUAUUGAGAGCUCCUUUUCUGUUCCAACAGCUCCUAGACUGGAAAUAGGAUAUUACAGUGAAAGUUGUAGAGCGCCGAACAUCUUUUAUGGGCCUUUUCGAUAACAACAUGUUGUUUUUUACGAUUGAAAAAAUAUUUAUCAUAGAAAUUUAGGAAAUUAUUACUGAAGUAAAGAAAGCAAGCCACUAUUAUUUAACUGGUGAGACUCAGGCAUUUUAUUUUCCUGACUUUCUUCUGUUACCCAACAUGGUGAAGGCCGGAAGAAGUAAAACGAAACAAAAAUCUUGACAGAGCCCUUCCUCCUCGUCUUUUACCGCACGUGUGGAGUCUCAGCCCUUGCUAUAUUCCUUUAAAGAAAGCGUUGCCCUUUUCUAGACAGUCCGAAAGCAAUUCUGUUGAUAUAUAUCUUUCAAGCCUAAAUUAUAGAUGUAUUACCCCAAAGCUGCCUUGUUCAGGUCAUUGGAUGUUUUAUCUCAAAGAUUAAUUUGAAUUUUUCAGCCCUUUUUGCACCAUUAUAGAAGUUUGGAGCAUAGUCCCACCCAUGAAGAGCUUUCUGUUUAGAUGGACUUUUUAAUAUGAUGAAACUCACACCCAGAAAGGAUGAAGUACUUUUGAAAGGCCAAGUGUACGCAAAGCAAAACAGACAAAUUUAACGUCAAGUAUAUAAAUAAGGAAUCCUUGAAAACCAGAGCUCCCUUACCGUGCUUAGCAAACGUCUCUCCCCCAAAAAAACGCAUUCUUCUGUUUACCAGCUAAGAUUUAGGAUGUUUGUAUUUCAUUAGUCCUUUUCUUAACGUAUGAAGGAAGAAACUGCAGCCUUUCAGGUUCUAUUCCUUCCUUUCCCCUCAGUAGCGACCUGCAUCCCGUACCUAAACCAGAAGUGGAAAUCGCGAGGGUGGGAAGUCCGGAACACCCGGCAUGAGCUAGUCGGAGGUUUUAAACAGGAGUGUUUUGAGACAUCAGGUGUCUUCUCACAUCAUUCUUGUUCUAAGUCAUUGUUGGGCUGUGUUGCGUGUGUUUUGCAGUCUUCUCCACCCCUCUCAUGAUCCUCCUUGCUUUAAUCUUAUUUUCAACCAAUCCAUAUGGGCUUUUUAGGUUUUCGUUUUGUUUUGUUUCUUAGUACAAAUAAUGUUCUGAUCCCAGUUUUGGUGAAUGUGUUAACACUGCUUUGUGAAUAAAAUGAGUGAUCUGCUGAACAAUUGCAGUUGUAGAAUUAUGUUGUAUGUAAUGUACAUAUGGAGAAAGAAUGUAUUUUGUUCAUUUUCUUAAUAAAAAGUUAUAUAUGGACGCUAAAAGAUGUGCCUUGUGUUUGAAAAAACUGCUUUCGAAGUCACCUUUUUAAAUGUUUGUAUACUUUGCGAUUGUCAAUAUUUUUCCCCAAAACAGGUGAGUUUUAUUCAGACUUCCAAAGACAGAAAAAAUAUAUGCUGUAGAAGAGCCUCGCUUUCAUUGAGGCAGUUCUAAAACAAAGACGUUCUGGUGGCUCUUUCAAAGCGUCUAGGGGAAAUUUCCAUUUUUAAAGAAUGCUGGUAAGUUAUUUCCUCAAAUGGUGGGUUUUUUAAAAAUCUGCUGUCAGUGACCAGCAGAUAUUUUAUCUGUAUGGUAAAUUUGGACGUGUGUUUCCCAGGUUUUCUUUAAGGGGGACAUAUUUGUACAGGUAGGAACUAGAAGAAAAACCUGAACUGAAAUAGAAAACUGGAAAAGAUAGUAAACAGACCUUGGAGGUGUUGAGAAAUUGGGAAAGAUUGGGAAAAUUCUGGAUCCCUGUUUCAGAAGAAGGGGAAAGAUUUUAAGGGCUGAACUCUUAAAAAACAAAAAUAAGACUCUUUACAAAUCAAUGUUUUUUCUUUAUAAAUCAAAUAAUCCAUCGCACUGCAUAGCUUUCAUUUUUAGAGUGUGCUUUAAGCAUGGCUCAUAAGUAACAUUUCUUUUGUUUUCAAAACAGGAAAACAUGAUAUGCAGUGAUAAGGUGAGGAAUUGGCCUUUCCUGGGUUAAUCCUCCGGAGGAUGGAAAUAUGGGUCACCACUUCCUCUCCCUUGACGUAUUUGUCAUCUGGUGGGACGGUAGCGAAUAAGCAAAGAGGGCUUUGUGUUUAACACAGUUGAGAUGCCAACGACUCCCACGUCGAGUGUGGAAACCUACCGGAGACUUCCUUCUACCGGGCUCUCACCCGGGAAGAGCAAAGGCGGUGAGUUCUAUCCUUUGCAGACCCAUUCUAGUUAUAAGGAAGAAAGAAAAGCCAUACAAGUGGCCUGUCCACUGCUGUGCUGGUAAGUUUUGAUGGUUGACAAAACCCAAGAGGGGAGAUGGGACACUUGGUAAUGUCUGCGGCACCUGCCCUCUGCACGUGGGCUGUGAGGAUGGGUAGCCCAGGGCAGGGGUCAGGAACCCUGGGCUUACUUCUAGAUCCACACGUGACUUCCGCGUAGCACUGGAAGUCUCAACUCCUUUCUCCACCUUUUAAAUGUUGGCAGCUAGGAGUCUAUUUGCUAGGAUCCCACUAACUUUUUAAUCUAUGAAAUGUCAAGGUUGUUGAAAAAUAGCCAUCUCUGUAUUUAUCACUACGUUACAGUAGCCAGUCCUACUCAUUAUUUACUCUGGUCCCCCUUGGGGUUCAAAAGAAACACAUGGUUUGGAAGGGUUAUGAGUGACAAGGGGACAUGGCAAAACAAUGCCUCUUGGUUGGCAGGGAGGGAGCAGGGUGAAUGACCUAUUCAGGAAGAGCACGGAGUCUCCGAGCUUUGUGGUCAUGAUAAGCUAUGAAUCAUUCUCAGAACAGUGUGCCUCAAGCAUGGCCAGAGGCCUGCCCGAGUUCCUGGUACUUGUACGUCUUUCUGUGUCCUUGGCACACUCUUGAAGUUAACCUCAAAAUACCCCGAACCUGGCUCUGGUCCGCCCUUAAGGCUGUUAACUGCCUUUCUGAACUACAACAUAAAAGGGAACUCAUACUGUAGCAGUAGUUGCUUUCUAGAAACGCACUUCACCGUUAUUGGAACCCAAGCCUUGCUGUGAUAUUGAGAAAAUAUAGGGCUGAGAGAGAAAAGAUGUAGAUUCGAGGCCUAGUGGUACCAUUUAAAUAGCUGUGUGACUGCAGAAUCUCUUGUCUCUGUACCCAGUUUCCCUAUGGGCAGAGUGGUGACAAUUCAGUGAUGACUACAUGCGUAAAAAUGUUUUGUAAAUUAUGUCAGGCAAAUGGAAGAGAUUGUUGCACAGCAACUAUGAAUAUGGGCCAGAUUCACCUCAGUUUCCCUUCUGCAAGAUGGGAAUGAGAAAAGUGUCCUCUUGCAGUGAAGACAUAGGUAGAUGACGCCACCCAGGAGAUGAAAAGGGUCAGGAUCACCUUGGACGUCUCCAGCUUAGGGACAGGCAGAGGCUUCUGAAAGAUUCUUUUAUGGGCAGAACAAGACCAGACCAGACUCGACUCCUUUGUUUUUUGUAGUUUUAUUUGCCUUGCUUCUGCCAAUGGUUUCAGACCUGGUCAGGGUUCCACAGCCCCCCUGGCAUCUCUGGUGGCAGGCAUGUCGCUCUCUUAUCUGCGGCAGAAGUAGAGGGGGGAGGAAGGGGGUACAACAGUGCUAUGAGGGAACUCGAGGCCCUUUCGGCUGGGAUCGCCAGGGAGACCUGCCAUCCCCUUCAGGGUGGCCCCCUUUCCUUUGAGCUUCGGUCCUUUUCUCUCUCACUCUCUGGAGUUAAGUGGGCGUGACUACGAGCAGAGGUGGCUGCUUGGGUGUCCCAUGUCCUCAGGGGCUUCAGUGAUAAGACUCGUGCACAAGUGAAGAAUGGAAGCCAAGCAAGCAAACUACUAGGGCUUGAACCCGCUUACACGAAAGCACUUUAAUUGACAGUAUACAAUUUCCCAAAAUAUACUUUCAUAAGAAAAUGGCAAUAAUUAAGAGUUUUUACAAACAAGUUUCUCAGUAAAUUCCAGUGUACUUUAGACCCCUGUCCACUAAGACACACGCUCCCCCUGUCUGCCGGGCAAACUGUUUAACAUUCACCAAGUUAAAAAAAGACCCACAGCAAACUGUAAUCCCCUCCUUUCACUCAGUGUUGGGUUUUCACUAAACCCGAGUGAAUCAGCUAAUAACAAGGUUGAAACACACCACGCCUUUACUCUCCCCCCCUCUCCCUGGUCUGGUUCCCUUUGAUCCUUAGUCCUACUGGUAGAAGCUCUUUAUGUGAAAGCUCAUUCAAAACUAUUUCUUGGCAGAAAAGAAUUGUUCUUAGACCUACACAGCUCAGAAGAUGUACAGCAGAUCACUAAGCUUCCUACUUUGUCUUCAUGCUCUCCCAGGCUUUGCUACAGGACAUUUGGGAAGGGAAUUCUGUCCUUUGUGUCAUUCUGGUGCCUGCCCUUCAUUAGCAGUCCUUAAUUUGUUGAUUCUGAGGCACACAGCACUGGACAGUCUUCCAACCCAGGUUUUAAUCCUGUUUCUGUCACUAAACAUGUGAUUUUGGCCAAGUCACUUUAUCUUUCUGGGCAUCAGGCUCUUUAUCUGUUUUGUUU